Castor canadensis (American beaver) is the source of this 2191-nucleotide messenger RNA. NCBI's taxonomy places the organism in Eukaryota, Metazoa, Chordata, Mammalia, Rodentia, Castoridae. The record is from RefSeq and is a predicted model, not a curated record.
GAUGGGCUGGGCCUUUCUUUCCGGAGUGUAAGCAGGUGACACUUGCCUAGGCAAAGCAGGCAUCUCUUCUCUUGUGGGUUCACAGGUGGCAGGAAUAGGAGGCUUGGCCACCUAAGGACACACAGCCUACUCCUGGUCACCCUCCUGAGGCCACAGUGCAAGAGCCUGCUACCCCAGGCUCCUUGUUCCUGAUGACAGCAUGGCAGAGGCACCUGCUGACCCUGGUAGGAAAGACCACUUGGAACAGAAAAUCCUGCAGGUGCUAGAGGAGGCUGGCAGACCCGUGAAGACCUCCCAACUGGUGAAGGAGUGCGGUGUGCUCAAGAAGGAGCUCAACCAAGUUCUCCACGAUAUGCAGAGGAGGAAGGGCAGCAUCUUCCAGGCAGCACAGGCUACAUGGUGCUUGAGCAGGGCUGAUCUUGGAGGCCCUGGUCCCACGGAGGAGCUGGCUCAGCCCAGCCUGGCCCAGAGGCCCCAGCAAGAUGGAGCUGUGAUGGCAGAGAGUCCUCACCCUCAGCUCAGUGACCAGUGUGCAAAGAUCUACAGGUUUCUGGAAGGAAAGGGGCCUUGCAAGGCACUGCAAAUCGCCCAGGGCCUGGGCAUGAGGACGGCGAGUGACGUGAACCCAGACUUGUACAAAAUGAAGAAAUUGCAGCUUCUGAGCCAUGAUCAGCAUUUGAAUGUGUGGGACGUGUCCAGGUCAGAAGAUUCUGGAAGAACAACUCAGUCCGCCAUAAUUUGCCAGAAAAACCCGAUCAACAUGGUCCUCCAGAGUGGGCGGCAGAGCCACAUCUCCAUCAAUAACUCCAGGACCACCCAGAUUGGCCAUGGCAACAUUGUGACCAUGACGGCGUCGGGGAGGGCGGCGAGUCCUCUGAGGGACACCAGGAGGGGACCUCUAGGGGGACCUGCUCUGCCUGGGAGGGAGCACAUAAUGGGGUCCCUGGCCUACAAGGACAACAGGCAGCUUCUAACCCUUAUAGCUCUCCCGUGACUGAGGCAGCCUGGAUCAAGCCUCUCCUGCUCUCCCUUCACUCAGUGCUUUUUGCUCAUUUUCAGUGAGAUCCAAUAUUUUUCCAUGAAGCAUAACUCAACUCACUCUCCUCAGGAAGAAUGUCAGGGAGUCAUCGUAAUAUUUUGUUCAUUCUGGACAACUUCUUUGCCCCCAUGGGUGACAUGUUGUAAUUGGGCCAUAUUUUGUCAUCAGAGGUAUCUUAAAUGUGGUGUAGUAAAUCGAGCACUUACUCUGUGCUGUGGCAUGAGGCACAGGGCCACUUGUCAUGCCAUUCCUGUCACCCACGUAUGGGAGCAUCGGCCCCAAAGUCAGACACUUCCCGUCACCUCAGGAAAGCUCUGCUCUGAGCCAUAGUUUCCCCUAUGGUGGAAUAAUCUAGAAUGAUCUAGAUUCUGGAUCAUUCUAGAUUCUAGAUCAUCCCCCAACUUUCAUCCUCUAAUACCACCUCCCUAAUUUUGGCCAUGCCCUGUGUGGUUAUUUGCUUACUGCUGUCAACUGAAUCAUCUUUUUUCAGCUUACAUUUAAAAUUUUUAGUAUAACCUUAAGCUGAAAGUCAUGAAGGACCAGGCCAGGCAUGGCAUCUCAAGUCUGUAAUCCCAGCUAUUCAGGAGGCAGAGGUAAGGGGAUUGUGUUCUGAGCCUGGCCAGGGCAAAAGUGCAAGACCCCAUCUGAAACAUAACUAAAGCAAAAUGACUGCAGGUGUGACCAAACGGUAGAAUGCUUGCCUGACAAGCACAAGGCCCUGAGUACCUGGGAUACAAAUCCUCAGUACGUCCCCCUCCUUCCAAAAAAAUGAAGGUCACUGUCAAAAUGAACUCCAGGAGGAUAAAACGACACCCAAGGCUCUGGUCUCUGCACGGAGAGGGGUUAAGCUACGUUACGCCGAGGAAGACUUUCUCCCACGGGCUUCGAGGCCUGAGCAGGUCCGGGAGGGAGGCUGGUAGCGUUAGCUCACUGGGUUACCUGGUACUAAGCCAGUCGGUUUCGCACAGGGAAAGUAGGGGGCCCUGACGCACGCCGUCCAUUGCUGUCUAGGACAGAGCAGCCUGGUGUCACCUCCAGCAACACCUGUUGUGUGUCCCCUGCCAGGUCCCUCAGCUCUCCAUCGUCUCCCUCCAACUGCACCAGGUGAUGCUUCUACUCAGGGCCCCCCCACUGGUGCCUGGGGACCCCAGG